This is a messenger RNA of Telopea speciosissima, 519 nucleotides long. Its product is annotated as ubiquitin-binding protein Rv1468c-like. Lineage: Eukaryota; Viridiplantae; Streptophyta; Magnoliopsida; Proteales; Proteaceae. The coding region runs from base 1 to 519 and encodes 172 amino acids. The transcript is spliced from 3 exons. The record is from RefSeq and is a predicted model, not a curated record.
AUGGGAGUGGUGUUGGAGACGGAGAAGGAGGAGGAGGGGGAGUGGCAGAGGUUACGGAUGGUAAUGGAUGUGGUGGAGGAGGUGGAAGUGGUUGGGGUUGGGGAGGAGGUAGGAAUGGUGAUGGUAGUUGUGGAGGAGGAGAAGGAGGUGAUGGAGGUGGAGGGCGGAAAAAUGGUUCGGGCUGUGGAUGUGUCAUCUGAGUUCGUCCCGUUCACCUUCAAAUUCGUUCUUAUUCACCACCCACCUGUAGUAAAUAUGGGUAUUGUUAAUAUCAGUGGAGGGGGAGUGGCAGAGGUUACAGAUGGAAAUGGAUGCAGUGGAGGAGGUGGAAGUGGUUGGGGUUGGGAAGGGGGCAGGAAUGGUGAUGGUGGUUGUGGAGGAGGAGAAGGAGAUGAUGGAGGUGGAGGUAGUGGGGGUAGAGGAGGAAGUGGCAAAGAUUAUGGAUGGAAAUCGGAUAGGUUAGUGGUGGAUGGGACGGUGGAAGCAGUUGGGGUUGGGGAAGUGGAUGGUGGUGGAUGA